Candida dubliniensis CD36 is the source of this 411-nucleotide messenger RNA. RefSeq lists its product as uncharacterized. The transcript has 4 exons. Lineage: Eukaryota; Fungi; Ascomycota; Pichiomycetes; Serinales; Debaryomycetaceae. The record is from RefSeq and is a predicted model, not a curated record. Gene Ontology annotation, biological process: actin filament debranching; negative regulation of Arp2/3 complex-mediated actin nucleation. Gene Ontology annotation, molecular function: Arp2/3 complex binding; actin binding. Bases 1 to 411 code for a protein of 136 amino acids. Gene Ontology annotation, cellular component: actin cortical patch.
AUGUCAUCAUCGUUGUACACAUUCUCACCAGAAACAUUAUCGUCAUUGACAAAAUUUAGAUUCCAAAGUGCCAAAGUGGAUAAAGUUCAAGCUGUUAUAUACACAAUUGACAAAAAGAGUCAUGAAAUAAAGCAAGAAGAUGAAAUUAUAGAUUCUAUAGAAGAAUUGGUUGAGGAAUUACCUGAUACCUCACCUAGAUACAUUAUUCUAUCCUAUCCCUUCAAAUUGGAUGAUGGAAGAUUGAAAUCGCCAUUAGUGAUGUUAUAUUGGAUUCCACCAACAAGUGGACAAGAAAGCAGAAUGCUCUAUGUUGGUGCAGUUGAGCAAUUUAGAGAUAAAGCUGGAGUUUCAAAAUUGAUCAAACUUGAAGAAGAAGAGGAUUUUGAUGGUUUGAAAGAGCAAUUGAUCUAA